UGGCUGCUAGCCUGUGGGUUAGCUAAGCUUCUCGGGCUCAGCUCCAGUGCAGUCUUCUUCCCUUCCAGUCGGAAUUCUAGAUGGCCGUUUUGUGAAUAAACUUCUGGGACACCCUGAUUUAUAAGUUUAUGGCCUCAAGUUUGUCCUGCCCAUGAUUGGAGAGAAGUGACGGGAGAUUUAUAUUUUGACAAAGCCCUGGAUGAGACUAGCAGAAGUCGUAGUGAUGCCGAGAGUAGAAAAUUGUGCAAGAAGAUGAAAGUUGACCUGAGCCCAAAGGACAAAAAGGUUGAAUUAUUCCAUUACCAGGAUGGUGCAUUUCAUACUGAAUAUAACCGAGCUGUGACAUUUAAGUCCGUAGUGGCCUUUCUGAAGGAUCCAAAAGGGCCCCCACUGUGGGAGGAAGAUCCUGGAGCCAAAGAUGUUGUCCACAUUGACAGUGAAAAGGACUUCAGACGGCUCCUGAAGAAGGAAGAGAAGCCGCUCCUGAUGAUGUUCUAUGCUCCCUGGUGCAGCAUGUGCAAGAGGAUAAUGCCCCAUUUCCAGAAGGCCGCGACCCAGCUGCGAGGCCACUUUGUGCUGGCUGGGAUGAACAUCUACCCCUCGGAAUUUGAGAACAUCAAGGAGGAGUAUAAUGUGCGAGGCUACCCCACCAUCUGCUAUUUCGAGAAAGGACGGUUUCUGUUCCAGUAUGACAACUACGGGUCCACAGCUGAGGACAUUGUGGAAUGGCUGAAGAAUCCGCAGCCGCCACAGCCCCAGGUCCCCGAGACUCCCUGGGCAGAUGAGGGCGGCUCCGUUUAUCACCUGACCGACGAAGACUUUGACCAGUUUGUGAAGGAACACUCCUCUGUCCUCGUCAUGUUCCACGCCCCAUGGUGUGGACACUGUAAGAAAAUGAAGCCAGAGUUUGAGAAUGCAGCGGAAGUCCUCCAUGGAGAAGCAGACAGCUCUGGUGUCCUUGCAGCUGUCGAUGCCACUGUGAACAAGGCCUUGGCAGAGAGAUUCCACAUCUCCGAGUUUCCUACAUUGAAGUAUUUUAAGAACGGAGAGAAAUCCGCAGUGCCUGCGCUCAGAACAAAGAAGAACUUUAUUGAGUGGAUGCGAAACCCUGAGGCCCCGCCACCCCCGGAGCCCACCUGGGAAGAACAGCAGACCAGCGUGUUGCACCUGGCAGGGGACAACUUCCGGGAGACCCUGAAGAAGAAGAAGCACACCUUGGUCAUGUUCUAUGCCCCUUGGUGCCCGCACUGUAAGAAGGUCAUCCCACACUUUACCGCCACCGCCGACAUCUUCAAAGAUGACCGAAAGAUUGUCUGUGCUGCUGUGGACUGCGUCAAAGAGAAGAACCAGGACCUGUGUCAGCAGGAGGCCGUCAAGGCCUACCCCACGUUCCACUACUACCACUAUGGGAAGUUUGCAGAAAAGUAUGACAACGAGCGGACGGAACUGGGGUUUACCAAUUUUAUUCGAACGCUCCGGGAAGGAGACCAUGAGAGACUAGGGAAGAAGAAGGAAGAGUUGUAAUUUCUGCCUCAGAGAAAGCUUUUCCAUUACACUGUGAAUGAUAACCUGUUUUGUUGUUCCUUCUGAAUUUCCACAUGUUCUGAAGACAAAAUUUUUUAUAGCCGCUUAUGGCCAUUUUGUACAAUUUUGAAAUAAAAUCAAACCAAUUGUUUGGUGGUGUGGGUCAUUUCCACAGAGCCUGUACUGACAGAGAUGGAGAGGUGGAUGCUCGUGUUGUCCCUCAUGGCACGUCCCCUCCUGGGAGGUAGAGAGCCACACGCCAGUGUCCCAUCUGCCCGGGAGAGACGCAUAAGGGCGGAGAGUAGGCACCAGGAGGGUGGCAUGGAACACUGCCCUUCUCAGCCAUUGGAGAGCAGAACGGGGAGAUCUGACCACAGCAUAUCCUGUUGGAAAUGACUGGUUUAGGGGGGAGAAUAUGUUAAGAUAAUCAGGGAAAAUGAGAUGCCGAAGCUAACGGUCACCAAGUACUAGCUUUUUCUGGAUCAUUUCAGUUUGAGUUUGGGUGUGUUUUCCUGGAACUCAUUUACAUGUUUCUCUUCAACUAUUUCUGUCUUCUCUUUUCCUCUCUCCAGUCCCUCCGGGCUCUCCUUCACAGAAAAGCUGAGUCUCCAAUUCAGGGCUGAGUGCAGUGGGCAAGCCCAGGCUCAAAGGAGCAUCUAGAAUGGAGUAGGGGAGGGGCCUCUGUGCUGCUGCUUGCUCUGCACACCGGGAGGGGCAGACGUGGGUGGCAUAUUCUCCGUAGGCAUGCAGAUGCUGGGUCAGCCUCCCCUCACCCUGCCACAGUAACCUCCAAACGUUACUCCCAUGUUCUCUGUGGAUGGGCAUCACCCAGGCUCCUGGUCUACCCUGACAUCUCACUCUGCCUCCUUCCUCCGUUCCAUCUCUCUCCUGACCGGCUUUCACACCGGUCGUGCUUUCUACAUCUCUGGGUGACUUAACACCAGCCCUGUGCCCAUCAGUGCCACCAGAGACGGAGAACCCUGUGAUGUGUCUUGUCUGCCCACAGGGAGCAGAACAGCCCCUGCUCCCUCUGCCUUGACUUGACUUCUAAGCCUCUGUCCUAGCCUUGGAUUUGGGCAGUUCAGAGGAGGGGUUGCCUAAGCUGCAGUGCUUAGCUGCUCACUUGUGUGGUUCUGUUGGCUACUUGGCCUUCAGGAACAGCUGUGUUUCCUAGCCUGGCCCCCUCCCAGCGGCCUCCAGCCUUCCUGCUGAUGGGUCCACUAAGAGGAGGACCAACAGCACAGAGCCGCAGAGCUCCUCAGGGCUGUGCUGACAGGUGCCAUGGCUCUGUUCGGUGAAACUGGAGGUUCUCAGUUCCCCAGUCCACCCCCUGCUGCUUCAGCCUCGCUUUUUUUCUCCUAAGCACACACUUCCUCAGCAGUGGCAGUGGGUCUCGCCCCAAGUGAACGGGCAUGAAAGAAAGAAGCAUGCAUAUAAACACUUGUCCUGAGCUCCUGCUGGGUACUGUACGCAGUCAUACGAGGAGCCACAUAAUCCUGACACUGUCGUGCACCCGUUCCUACAAGGGGCUCCUGAGAGCAUGUGCAUGCACAGACAUGCUUUUCCCUAAUGCUGAUUUGGAGGCUUUGCAGGAGGAACGUAUUUGCUUGUGUUUUCAAAAAAAUUCGUUUUUAACUGUAUCUUUAGAACAAUACCUGACAAAAGCCACUUCCCGACUGAGGACUGCUGGUGCCCACCUUCAAGGUGCGGGGCUUUCUUUUAGUCUGUUAGCCUCAAGGUCAGAUUGGCCUGGCCUGGCUUCUCGGUGAGGGCUCGAAAGCAUCAGGAAAUGGCAUCCUCUUCACUUCUCUGUUUGCAGGAUUUGAUAAUUAUAGGGCUUUGUCAGAAUGUCUAGUGCUUACCAUGACUUUGGGCAUGACCUGAAUAAGUUCACCCCAGCUCUGGGCAGUGGCCUCUAUGGACAGAGCUCCCUACCUCUAUUCCCCACCCCCAGCCUCGUCUAUGUACUCUUUCUCAUCCUUCACCCUCAUUCCCCAAUUCUGGAGCUCUGUGCAGAUGGAGCAGUACCAUGGCAUCUAGUUAGUUCUGUUCCUCCUGCCCACACUUGUUUCAUAUGGAGUUUGUUGAUCUUCAGUGCCGACCCCUCUCUACCCCUCGAGGACCUGCUGUCAUCUCACCCCCCUCUCUUCUCCUGGAUCCUGCAUUUGCAGGCAGAUUUCUGUGCAGGAGGUGUCUGUGAGUUAGGGGAGAACUGAGUCCCAGUCUUUCUGGGCUUUGGCAUAACCUUCACCUCAAUUUCUCUCCUCCUCCCUGGUUUGCCUUAGCUUCCCGCUUUACUCGCGUCCCCCGUGCCUCUCGCCCACCAGUGAUUCCCUAUUGCUGCCUGACUGGAGCUUUCAGAGCUGGCCCCGCAACCUUUCUUAUCCUUCCCAUGCUACCGCCUCCCUUUCUAGAGGUGCUUGGCUUCCAGAAACUUCUGUGCCAGGCACAGGGAGGUGAUGCUCUGGGUUUAAGAAGUGAUGUGUGUGUUUUUGUGUUUUAUCUCAUUGUGGUUUUGACUUGCAUUUCCUUAACUAUUAGUGCUGUUGAGCAUCUUUUCAGGGCUUUUUGGCCAUUUAUAGAUCUUCCUUGGGAAAAUGUCUUUUGCCCAUUUGCCAAAUGGGUUGUUUAUUUUUUGUCAUUGCUGUCUUACAGGAGUUUUGUAUAUUUUCUAGAUAUGAAUCCCUUAUCUGAUCUGUGAUAUGCAAAUAUUUUCUGUCAUUCUGUGGGUUAUCUUUCCACUUUCUUAAUAAUGCCCUUUUAUGCACACAAGUUUUUAAUUUUGAUGAAGUCCAGUUUAUCUGUUUUUUCUUUUGUUGUCUGUGCUUUUGGUGUGUAUCCAAGAGAUCAUUACCAAAUCCAAUGUCCAAAGCUUUUCUCCUAUGUUUCCCUCAAGAGUUUUAUAGUUUUAGGUCUUAUGUUUAGGACUUUGAUCCAUUUUGAGUAAACUUAAAGUAAGAGUCCAGCUUCAUUGUUUUACAUAUGGCUAUCCAGUUUCCCCACCACCGUUUGUGGAAAAGACCAUUCUCUUCCUAAUUGAGUCUUGGCGCCCUAGUCAAAAAUCAUUUGACCAUAUAUGUGAGGGUUUAUUUCUGGGCUUUCUAUUCUAUUGCGUUUGCUCUAGAUGUCUGUCUUUAUACCAGUAACCACGGUUUGGAUUACUGUAGAUUUGUAGUAAGUUUUGAAAUUAGGAAGGCAGAUUCCUCCAACUCCAUUCCUCUUUUUCAAGAUGAUUUUAGCUGUUCAGGGUCCCUUGAAAUUCUACAUGUCUGUGCCAUUAAUUAUGUGUGUAAUUUGCAAAACCAACACUGCAAUCAAAAUGCAAAACUAUCCCACCAUUACAGAGAUUUCUGCUGGGUCCCUUUAUGUUUACUCCUAUUCUCCCCUCCUCCUCACAAACGUUGGCAACCACUAACUUGUUUUCCAUCUCUGUACUUUGCUCAUUUGGGGAAUGUUAUAUAAAUGGAAUCCUACAAUAAAUAAUCUAUUAAGAUGGACUUUUCUCACUCAACAUAACGUCCUUGAGAUCCAUCCAAAUUGUAUGUAUCAGUAUCUUGUUUCUUUUUAUUGCUGAGCAGUAUUCCAUGGUAUGGAUGGAUGUAACACAAUUUAACUAUUUACCUGUUAGGGAAUGUUUUGGUUGUUCCCAGUUUGGGACCAUUACAAAUAAA
Zalophus californianus (California sea lion) is the source of this 5195-nucleotide messenger RNA. RefSeq names its product protein disulfide isomerase family A member 5 (gene PDIA5). Bases 253 to 1524 code for a protein of 423 amino acids. The transcript is spliced from 15 exons. Gene Ontology annotation, cellular component: endoplasmic reticulum. The record is from RefSeq and is a predicted model, not a curated record. Gene Ontology annotation, molecular function: protein disulfide isomerase activity. Gene Ontology annotation, biological process: protein folding. NCBI's taxonomy places the organism in Eukaryota, Metazoa, Chordata, Mammalia, Carnivora, Otariidae.